AUGGCAAAAAUUAUAGAUAAUUAUAUACUAAUUGAAGCAAUUGGAUAAGGAUCCUUUGGAGAAAUACACAAAGGUCGAAAUUUAAUUUCAAAAGAAGCAGUUACAGUGAAAACAAUAAAAUUAGAUAGAUUUUUAAAUGAUUCUCUCUUGAAAGAAAUGAUUAUUAACGAAAUCUAAGCAUUGAAAAAAUUAGAAGAUUAAUAUAUUGUAAGAAUGAUAAAGAUGUUAAAAUCAGCAAAUAAUAUCUAUUUAGUCUAUGAAUAUCUUAAUGGAGGGUCUUUGGAAAAUUAUUUAUAGGAAAAAGCCAGAUUAUGUGAAUAAGAAGGACGAUAACUUAUGACAAAUAUAUUUAAGUAAUGAUAAUUAAUAAUAACUAGAGGAUUUAAAACUUUAAACCAUGAAAAAAUAAUACAUAGAAAUAUAAAUCCUUCUAAUCUAUUUUUUAAUGAUGGAAUUAUUAAAAUAAAGAACUUUUUUUGUUGUAAAUCAUAAACAAGUUAAAAGUUAUUUGAUCCAGGUAUAUUUAUAUAUGAAUAUAUUAGAGAAUUAUUUAUAUACUGCUCCAGAAAUAUUGUUAAAGACUUAAUAAACUUAAUAUGAAGAUAAAUGUGAUAUAUUCUCAUUAGGAUUGGUAUUUUACAAGAUAUUUUUUGGAUAAUUACCAUUCCCUGAAAAUAUUGAGUAAGAUUAACUCAUAGAAUUGUAUUAGUCUUAAGAUUUCAAUCCAAUAAUUGAAGGUUUGUCUGAAAAUACAUCUUAAAUUUUAAAUGGAAUGCUCUAAAUUGAUCAAUAAAGAAGAAUUGAAUGGUAAACAUUAUUUCAUGAAGAUGAAGUACCCACAACCUCAGUACUUGGAAAUUCAACUAACCAAAAUUUUGCAUCUAAUUAUUAAAUUAAUUCAUAAGUUUAAUAAUUCGAGACAGUUGGUUAAUAGAACUUUUACAUAUCCUAAUAAUCUCUAUAAAAUCAAAUAACUGCAAGUCCUAAUGAAUUACUAAAAAGAAGAAAUAAUUAAUCAGAUAAAGAAAAUAUUAAAGUCAUAAAAGAAAAUGAUAAUAAUUAUUAAUGUAACAAAACUGUUGAAAAGGAGUCUAAUAUAUCAUAAUAUUAAAUACCUAUCUAAUAGACAUCUUAAAUUUAAUAAAUUAAUGCUUAAUAAAGUGUUGUUAAAUAAAUAUAAAAUUAAUUAUUUGACCUUAGAUAUAAAUUUAAUAUUCUCAUCAAAGGAAUUAUAAGAAUUGAAUAACUAGAAAAUUGGUCGGCUAAAAUUAAAACAGAAAUCUGCAUGAUCUUUUUAAUUAAAAAAGCUAUUAAAUAUAUAAAUGAAAUGAGUGAUAUAUGUUAAAACACUGAUAAAUAAUGGGUCAUAUUUAAAAAUAAAAAUGAUGUCAUUAAAAUUUUAUAGAAAGAUUAUGAUGAAUUAUUAGCUUAGUUCAAAUACCUUAAAUAAAUUGUAAAUAAUUUAAUUUAUUUUUAGAAUAGUUGCUAACAUGAAGAACUAAAUUCUCAUGAAAUAAUUGAUGAAUAAUAUAUUGAUAAUGUAUUAAUAAUGAUAGCAAAAUAAAUUUCAAUUGAUUUGGGAUAAAUACGAUCAAGUAUACGUGGAAAUUCUUAAAUUAAAAGCAAUGUAAUAAUAUAUUUAUCUAAUUAAUAGUCUUUUAAUUAUGAAUAAAAUAGUUAAAGAAAUGGCAGCUUUAUUGAAUAAAAGCAAAAUAUUUCAAANAUUUAUAUAUGAAUAUAUUAGAGAAUUAUUUAUAUACUGCUCCAGAAAUAUUGUUAAAGACUUAAUAAACUUAAUAUGAAGAUAAAUGUGAUAUAUUCUCAUUAGGAUUGGUAUUUUACAAGAUAUUUUUUGGAUAAUUACCAUUCCCUGAAAAUAUUGAGUAAGAUUAACUCAUAGAAUUGUAUUAGUCUUAAGAUUUCAAUCCAAUAAUUGAAGGUUUGUCUGAAAAUACAUCUUAAAUUUUAAAUGGAAUGCUCUAAAUUGAUCAAUAAAGAAGAAUUGAAUGGUAAACAUUAUUUCAUGAAGAUGAAGUACCCACAACCUCAGUACUUGGAAAUUCAACUAACCAAAAUUUUGCAUCUAAUUAUUAAAUUAAUUCAUAAGUUUAAUAAUUCGAGACAGUUGGUUAAUAGAACUUUUACAUAUCCUAAUAAUCUCUAUAAAAUCAAAUAACUGCAAGUCCUAAUGAAUUACUAAAAAGAAGAAAUAAUUAAUCAGAUAAAGAAAAUAUUAAAGUCAUAAAAGAAAAUGAUAAUAAUUAUUAAUGUAACAAAACUGUUGAAAAGGAGUCUAAUAUAUCAUAAUAUUAAAUACCUAUCUAAUAGACAUCUUAAAUUUAAUAAAUUAAUGCUUAAUAAAGUGUUGUUAAAUAAAUAUAAAAUUAAUUAUUUGACCUUAGAUAUAAAUUUAAUAUUCUCAUCAAAGGAAUUAUAAGAAUUGAAUAACUAGAAAAUUGGUCGGCUAAAAUUAAAACAGAAAUCUGCAUGAUCUUUUUAAUUAAAAAAGCUAUUAAAUAUAUAAAUGAAAUGAGUGAUAUAUGUUAAAACACUGAUAAAUAAUGGGUCAUAUUUAAAAAUAAAAAUGAUGUCAUUAAAAUUUUAUAGAAAGAUUAUGAUGAAUUAUUAGCUUAGUUCAAAUACCUUAAAUAAAUUGUAAAUAAUUUAAUUUAUUUUUAGAAUAGUUGCUAACAUGAAGAACUAAAUUCUCAUGAAAUAAUUGAUGAAUAAUAUAUUGAUAAUGUAUUAAUAAUGAUAGCAAAAUAAAUUUCAAUUGAUUUGGGAUAAAUACGAUCAAGUAUACGUGGAAAUUCUUAAAUUAAAAGCAAUGUAAUAAUAUAUUUAUCUAAUUAAUAGUCUUUUAAUUAUGAAUAAAAUAGUUAAAGAAAUGGCAGCUUUAUUGAAUAAAAGCAAAAUAUUUCAAAUUAAUAAAUUUUCGCAAUCUUUUUGAUUGAUUUAGUUAAAGGAUAAAUCUAGGAUGAUGAUUAAAGAAAUUACUUUAAAAAGAUAGAAGAAUCAAAAUUGGCAGAAUUGUUAGAUUUUAAAUUAAAAUAAAUUUGA
Messenger RNA from Paramecium primaurelia, 3060 nucleotides. The record is from the annotation of a GenBank genome assembly. NCBI's taxonomy places the organism in Eukaryota, Ciliophora, Oligohymenophorea, Peniculida, Parameciidae.